Molecule: messenger RNA, 1407 nt
Organism: Plodia interpunctella (Indianmeal moth)
Lineage: Eukaryota; Metazoa; Arthropoda; Insecta; Lepidoptera; Pyralidae
Product: deoxynucleoside kinase-like
Exons: 5
Coding region: 128-928 (266 amino acids)
Biological process (GO): nucleobase-containing compound metabolic process
Cellular component (GO): cytoplasm
Molecular function (GO): deoxynucleoside kinase activity; ATP binding
Source: RefSeq, a predicted model, not a curated record
GUGGAAUAAAUCAAAAUGGAGCGUUGGUUGUUGCAGUGGUACUAAUCACGAAAUCAGCGUGGAUUAGUUUUAUUAGAAUAAUAAUAAAAUCCUAUCAGUGUCGUUAAGAAAUGUAUUUUUUUAUAUAAUGCUUAUGUCACGAUUUACAUCACUUUACAUAAAAUCUAAACGUUACUUCCACAAAAUGAAUGCUGACAAACCUAGGCCUUUCACGGUAUUCGUCGAGGGCAAUAUUGGAAGUGGCAAAACAACUUUUCUGGAACAUUUUCGUCAGUUUGAAGACAUUACAUUGCUUACUGAACCUGUAGAAGAAUGGCGUAAUUUGAGAGGAUGGAAUCUUUUGGACUUGAUGUAUAAGGACCCUGUAAAAUGGGCUAUGACUUUCCAAUCAUAUGUAUCUUUGACAAUGUUGAACAUGCACCUAAAGGCGACCCCUACUCCAGUGAAGUUAAUGGAGCGGUCCAUAUUUAGUGCGCGGCACUGCUUCGUGGAGAACAUGAUGAGGAGCGGAGUGCUUCAUCCUGCUGAAUUCUCAGUUCUUGACGAAUGGUUCCAGUUUAUUAUUCAUCAAGUUCCUAUUCAGGCUGACUUAAUAGUAUAUUUAAAAUCAACACCAUCUAUUGUCCAUGAGAGGAUAAGAAAGAGAGCCAGAUCUGAAGAGCAGUGUGUCCCGUUGUCCUACAUAGAAGAGCUGCAUAAACUACAUGAAGACUGGCUCAUUAACAGGACAUCUGGUGAAUGCCCAGCACCGGUGCUGGUCAUAGACGCGGAUCUAGAUCUUUCCCAAAUAACAGAUGAGUACAAAAAGAGCGAACAUCAAAUCCUCAGGAAGGCUGUCGAUGUUGUCAUGAGGUCACCCAACAAAUUGAGUCCAAAGAAACCUAUAACUAGUUCCCCUAUUAAGAUAGUCCCACAAAUGAGACUUUAAACUGACUGAAUUUCAAAUUCUGGUAAACAAUGUUAUCUUUAAGACAUUCCGUGACUACCUACCAGCUGGUUGGUAGGGUUUUAAAUUAUCUCCUUUUAUGUUUCUUCCUUUUAUUAUUUCUGUAUUUGAAAUUUGAAUGUUUUGUAUUUGAUUGUUGGUCACUAACCAAACUUUUUUAUUUUGACUUUUGAUGAAUGCAUUUAAAACAAUAGACUGGCACAGUUGAACAUAACAUGUAAUGUUCUUAUAUCUGUGAGUUGAAUUCACAAUUCUUUAGUCUUGUUUACCAGUUCAUUUGACAUGAAUAUGAUAAGGACCUGCCUAGUUAUAGGCAAAAUAAAUAUGAUUGGUGGUAAAUAUUUUUUAAAAUGUUCAUUGUGAUAACGACUUGUGUAGUUUUAGGCAAAUUACAAACAAUUUUAUGAUAAAAUGUUUAUUGUGAUUCUUAAAUCUUGUAUUAAAAAUUAAGUUGCUAAGAA